UUGUUGUUAAUCAUGGCAUCUACGGCAGUAAAAGUAGCUGGUGCUGUUAAAGACAUUUCCCCUAUUUAUUAUAGAAUUUUAUCUAAAUUUCCGCAGAAUUUCACAUUCUGCUUUGCUUAUGGAUCAGCUGUCAAACCUCAAAUAGGCAAUCAAAAGAAGCAUAAUAUGAUCGAUCUCAUAUAUUGUGUUGACAAUUCCUAUCGAUGGCAUGGUGCAAAUAUUGAAAUGAAUCCAUCUCACUAUUCUGCACUUCGUUUUCUUGGCAAAGGUUUUAUUGCGAGAUUCCAAGAGAACUGGGGUGCUAAAGUUUACUUUAAUACUUUGGUAAACAUCAAAGAAGAAAAUGUCACUAUCAAGUAUGGCGUUGUUUCACAGAAAGAUCUUAUUACUGAUCUCCUGGAUUGGAAUCACUUGUAUCUGGCUGGCCGCCUUCACAAACCUGUUGAAAUCAUCAAGCAAACUAACAGUUCCCACCUUCAAAAUGCACUGCAGUCGAAUUUACGUUCAGCCGUUCAUACAGCUCUAUUAAUGUUGCCAGAAUCUUUUUCUGAAUAUGACUUCUAUUUUGCAAUAUCCAACUUAAGCUACGCUGGAGACUUUAGAAUGACUUUUGGUGAAAAUAAAAACAAAGUUCGAAACAUAGUACAGCCGCAGUUACUGAACUUUCGAGAGCUGUAUAGACCAAUCUUGCAGCAAUUCCAUGCGUAUGUAGACUUUCCAACAGGAGAUGGUCAAUGUCGCCAAGACAUAAAUCCAGAAACUAAACUCCAUCAUCUAAUGCAGCUGCCAAUGGUUCCACAACAAAGGAUAGUGAAGUUUUGGAAUCAUGGUGGACUUCAACAAGACAUGGAGGAUGUUCUCCGAGCUGUAGCUUAUGACAUAGAUUGUGCUAUUAUAUUAAGGCAAAUUUUAAAAGAUCUAGUAUGGCAGUCAAGUGUUAGACAAUCAUUAAAGGGGAUCCCUACAGCUGGAAUUCUUAAGUCAAUACGUUAUAGUGCAAAGAAAAUUGCAAAAAUGUUUUAAUAAAAAAUUGUAAAUAUAGAUUAAGUUGCAAAAUAGUGGAAAUAAUAAAGUGUUUCAAUUAUUUAAGUUA
This is a messenger RNA of Melitaea cinxia (Glanville fritillary), 1093 nucleotides long. Its product is annotated as phosphatidate cytidylyltransferase, mitochondrial. Lineage: Eukaryota; Metazoa; Arthropoda; Insecta; Lepidoptera; Nymphalidae. The record is from RefSeq and is a predicted model, not a curated record. Gene Ontology annotation, cellular component: mitochondrion. Gene Ontology annotation, molecular function: phosphatidate cytidylyltransferase activity. Bases 13 to 1023 code for a protein of 336 amino acids. The transcript has a single exon. Gene Ontology annotation, biological process: CDP-diacylglycerol biosynthetic process; cardiolipin biosynthetic process.